Carica papaya (papaya) is the source of this 2316-nucleotide messenger RNA. NCBI's taxonomy places the organism in Eukaryota, Viridiplantae, Streptophyta, Magnoliopsida, Brassicales, Caricaceae. The record is from RefSeq and is a predicted model, not a curated record.
CCAAAUACAAGUCCAUGAAUCAACUUCUUCUCUCUCCCCUUUCCGCUCCACUUCGUUCCAGUUAUCUUAUAUUUUCGCUUUCUCGUAUCUCUCAUGGUGAUACGUGAAGCUCUUUUACCCCGGUGCUUUGCCUUGUCUUUUUUCUCUUCUCUUACGUAAAACCCUAACAACGUCUACCCAAACAACACAAACAAGAAAAGAGAAUCAGAAGGUUAUUUUGGUGUAAUUUUAAUUCGUUUUACAUAACCUGCCGCCAUUUUCGUUUCCUGGGAACAGAACAGGGAUCUUCAACCCAGUUUUGAAGCUAUAGUCGAGAAUUAUUAACAAUGACGAUCACUCAACUUAGUAGAAGAAUAAUGUCUGCUGGAUUGACAAGUGAGACUUCUAAAUGGAGAAAGGUUGAAGGUUUGGGAAGGUUGCAUUCAUCAGGGCAGAAAACUGAAGCUCCAAAUUUUUAUGCUGCUAACAGUAAGGGAUUAGAUUAUGUAGAUGGUGCAUGCAAUUGUACCUUGUCUGCAAAAUAUAGAAGCUCAUUGUCACCGUUGGUGAUUCACCACCGAAGUUACUACUCUAAUGUGGUUCGGAGUCAGUUCACCCCCGAUUGCAGUGUGGAUUCUGCUGACUUCGAGGAGACAUGGGCUUUAGGAGAAGAUAAUGACACAAGCAGUUUAAUGGGUGAAACGAAGGAGAGAGUGGAUGAAUCAAAACCUUUGGAUGUCAAGCAAGAGCUUGUACUGCUUUCUUUACCUGCAAUUGCUGGACAGGCAAUUGACCCCUUGGCACUGCUGAUGGAAACAGCCUAUAUUGGUAGAUUAGGCUCUGUGGAAUUAGGUUCAGCUGGUGUUUCCAUGUCAAUUUUCAACAUUAUAUCAAAGCUGUUUAAUAUUCCUCUUCUGAGUGUUGCUACCUCCUUUGUGGCUGAAGAUCUGUCGAAGAAUGCCAGUCAGGACUUGACAUCAGAAAGGGGUAGUCUAAAUGAGAGUUCUGAUGCUAAAGCUUCUGGUGGAGUAGCUGAAAGGAAGCAAUUAUCUUCGGUAUCUACAGCUUUAUUAUUAGCAGUUGGAAUCGGACUGUUCGAGGCCUUGGCAUUGUCACUGGGAUCUGGACUGUUUCUCAGAUUAAUGGGUUUGUCACAGGCAUCGGAAAUGUACAUUCCAGCACAGCAAUUUCUUUCACUGAGAGCUGUUGGCGCCCCAGCUUUUGUAGUGUCUUUGGCUCUUCAAGGCAUUUUUCGUGGUUUCAAGGAUACAAAAACUCCAGUUUUCUGCUUAGGUAUUGGUAAUUUGUUGGCUGCGUUCUUGUUCCCCUUGCUUAUUUAUCAGUUUCGCAUGGGGGUAGCAGGAGCAGCCAUCUCAACUGUUAUCUCUCAAUAUAUUGUUGCUUUUCUCAUGAUCUGGUAUCUAAACGAGAGAGUUGUACUAUUGCCUCCAAAAAUGGGACAGUUGCAGUUUGGUAGCUAUGUAAAAUCAGGUGGCUUUGUUCUUGGAAGGACUCUUGCUGUGCUGAUGACGAUGACACUGGCGACCUCAAUGGCAGCUCGCCAAGGUUCUGUAGCUAUGGCUGCACAUCAGAUAUGCAUGCAAGUAUGGCUGGCUGUAUCUCUUCUUACAGAUGCACUUGCUGCAUCUGGUCAGACCUUGAUUGCAACUUCUGUAUCUAAAGGCGACUUUAAGGGUGUAAAAGAAGUUACCAGUUUUGUUUUGAAGAUUGGAUUGCUCACAGGCAUUUCCUUGGCUGCAAUUUUGGGAUUAUCUUUUAGUUCUUUGGCCACUUUAUUCACCAAAGACGCUGCGGUGUUAGAAAUUGUUAGUACUGGGGUAUUGUUUGUUGGUGCUACUCAACCUAUUACUGCUUUAGCAUUUAUUUUUGACGGUCUCCACUAUGGCAUGUCUGACUUCCCAUAUGCAGCUCGCUCUAUGAUGUUGGUGGGAGCAAUAUCUUCUUUUGUUUUGUUAUAUGCUCCAUCUGUUCUUGGUCUUCGUGGGGUUUGGUUUGGCUUGGCUCUCUUUAUGACAUUGCGAAUGGUGGCAGGAUUUGUUAGACUAUUGUCAACAAGGGGCCCAUGGUGGUUUAUGCAUGGGGACAUCCAGAGAGCCGAGCUAACUCACGGAGACGGGAACAACGUGGAAGUGACUGGAGGACACCAGUCGCCAUUGAAGAAGUCAGGGAGCUUUUCAUGAGAAUUUGCACCUUCGAGAAGAUAGCUUUCUUAGCUGUAGGACAUUCUACUUUCAAUUGGUUGUAGCAAGUACAUAAGAAACAUACCUACAAUAAUUUGUUAUUCAUUGAUUUCGAAAUUAAUUAAUUAUUUCCAAA